Messenger RNA from Lineus longissimus, 4215 nucleotides. RefSeq names its product protein-S-isoprenylcysteine O-methyltransferase-like. The coding region runs from base 20 to 883 and encodes 287 amino acids. Gene Ontology annotation, cellular component: membrane; endoplasmic reticulum. The record is from RefSeq and is a predicted model, not a curated record. Gene Ontology annotation, molecular function: protein C-terminal S-isoprenylcysteine carboxyl O-methyltransferase activity. Gene Ontology annotation, biological process: C-terminal protein methylation. NCBI's taxonomy places the organism in Eukaryota, Metazoa, Nemertea, Pilidiophora, Heteronemertea, Lineidae. The transcript has 4 exons.
UGAACGGACCUCAAUCAAUAUGACUUUCACCGAAAAUGCCAAAGACAGUUUACGGAGUUUCCUCAUCGGUUGCGGCGUAGUUUCAAUAUAUGUCUUCUGCUCGGUGCCAUCGAUAGGAGAGAUACCAUCAUUAGAAUAUUUUGUAAUCUCGUUCUUGGCCUAUGCCAUUGUAAUCAAUGUAGCAUUUCUAUUCCUGUAUCAGUACGGAACAACCAGGUUUCAGGUUGCAUGGCGUGGUGGAAUGCUGGGCAUCUUCUUCGGACUUGGCAGUCUAAUCAGUUGCAGUCCGCAACCAUUCUGUCAAUUUGGUUGGUACCUCGUUACAUUGAGCUUUUUUCAUUGGUCGGAAUACUUCAGCACAGCUGUUACGAAUCCCAGACACACAUCUCUGGACUCGUACCUUUUAAAUCACAGUGCCGCCUAUCAGAUUGCUGCAGUGGCUAGUUGGCUGGAAUAUCUUAUUGAAUGGUAUCUUUUGCCUGGUCUAAAGCAUUACUCAUUCAUUAGUAUUACUGGCCUUAUCAUGGUGGUGCUCGGAGAAGCAUUGAGGAAAGGAGCUAUGUUUACUGCUGGCACAAACUUCAAUCAUUACGUUCAACACGUGAAGGAAGAGGGACAUGUCUUGGUGACUGGUGGUGUCUACAGCUAUUUCCGGCAUCCAUCAUAUGUUGGCUGGUUUUACUGGAGUAUUGGCACGCAGCUGAUACUUUGUAAUCCAUUCUGCCUCGCUGCUUACACCAUUGCCUCAUGGAAAUUCUUCAAAGACAGAAUCGACCAUGAGGAAAUUACAUUACUGAAUUUUUUCGGGGAGCAAUACUUGGACUAUCAGAAAAAAGUUGGAACAGGUUUGCCAUUUAUCAAAGGAUACAGAAUAGAAAUUUGAUAAACCUCAUGACCUCGGCUUCAAAUCUAUAUAGUGAUUGUCUUUGAAGUGCAUCUUUCCUCGCCACUAUUUUUUUUCUGAAUAUAAAGAUAUAAGAAUAAUGGAUUCCGUAUUUUAGUUUGGUUAGACAUAUGUUUAUCUACUCUUUUGUAUUCUGUACUGUCUUGCUAUGAGAAAUUGCAUGGGCAUUUUUCAAGUGGAAAAGUAGCAUCACCUGAGUUCGAAAUGUGAAGUUUCUUUGUAAAAUACCCUGUCUGUCAGUCCGUCUAGCCAUCAGUUUGUCAGUCUGUCUGGCCCCUUGUGAGCGCGAUAGCUGGAGAAGUUGGCCACAUAUCAAAUCCAAAUUUGGUGUGUACGUAUGUAUUUGAACCCUAUCGAAAAGUAGGUCACCAUGUGAAAAUCCAGGAUGGCUGCCGCCUUGCGUGUUGAAAUCUUGCAAGUGCACUCGGAGCAAGAUAUCUGGAGAAGUCGGCAACAUAUUAAAGCCGAAGUUGGUGGGUGGGUACAUUUAGACAUUAGGAAGAACCCUAUCGAAAAUUAGGUCACUGCGUCAAAAUCCAAGAUGGCUGCCGCCUUGCAUGUUGAAAUCUCUUGAGUGCAUUUGUGAGGGCAAUAUUUGAAGAAGUCUGCGACGUAUCAAAGCUAAAUUUGGUAUGUGGGUGCAUAUAGACAUUAGUAAGAACCGUAUUGAAAAGCAGGUCACCACCUUAAAAUCCAAUGGCUACCACCUUUGCUUGUUGAAAUCUUGUGAGUGCAUGUGUGAGCGCGAUAUCGGGAGAAGUCAGCAAUGUAUGAAAGCCAAACUUGGUGUGUUGGUAUGUAUAGGAAUAAGUAAGAACCCUGUCGAAGAGUAGGUCACCGCUUCAAAAUAGAGGAUGGCUGCCGGCUUAUGUGUGAGCGCGAUAUCUGGAGAAGUUGGCAAUAAAUUAGAGCCGAAUUUGGUGUGUUGGUACAUAUGGGCAUUAGUAACAACCCUAUCAAAAAUAGGGUCACUGCGUCAAAUCCGAGAUGGCUGCCGCCUUGCGUGUUUUUUUGGCCUGCUGAUAAAUGCGCGGUACUACUUUUCAUUAUGGUGGCUACUCACUUAUACAAGAGGCAUUGCAUUGAAAUCAGUGCCAUUAAGUUAUAGCACAUCUAAGUUCUAUCGAAAGGUUUAAAGGCCUACGCCGUUUGAUAAUGAAACGGCCAGGGGCCAUUGUGCUCACCGUAAGUAUUUUUAGUAGACAGUUACAGAAAGUGCUACAGUAUGUAGGCCUCUCAUAAUUUAUACAUGCAUCUGUGACCAGUUCAGAGCCGGCCCUGGCCAAGUGGUGAAUCCGAGACUUGUGGUUCCAAGCUUGUAGAGUCUAGGUGAAAAUGAUAGUGAAGAAAUGUGCCACUCCAUGACAAUGGUGAAUAUAUUUUUAACUUUGACCUCAGUGACCCUGACAGGUAGGUCAAAUAACAAACCAGGGUGAUAUGUGAUGUAGACACAUCCACCUGACCAUAACAAUUUCAUCACUCGUUACACUACAGCAAUCGGCAAAAAACGAUUUCCAAGAUGGCCGCCUAAUUCAAUCUAUGGCACCAAAUAAAUCAAAAAAUGAAGAAAAUGUAAGAUAGAACUCAGAAAAGAAAAAAGGAAAAGAUGAAAAAUAAAAAUAUUUUUGGCUGUCCUUGACCGGGGUUUGAACUCACGACCUUUGGAUUGCCACAAUACGAGGAAAAACCCACAAAACAUGCAAUUUCGGCCAUAUUUGAAUUUCGAUCUGGCUGAAACUUGGCAUACAAAUAGUGGCUUCUUAGAUGCAUCAUUACACAAAAUUAAAACUCUUUACAUUGAACAACGACAAAACGUACCAAGAACGGUAAAGUUUUCAACUUUGACCUCUGUGAACUUGAAAGGUGGGUCAAAUCAAAAACCCGUAAGAUAUGUGAUGUAUCCUUGCUGGGAGUACCUACCAUGAAACUUUUAUCAAAAACAAAUCAGUAAUAAGCGAGAAAUCACACUUUUUGAGUUUUGAGUUUGGGCCCCCUGGUGGCCAAGUUGAUAAUCAGACCGAACCAAAAUUCAGUGUAAAAGGUCAACUGACCUAGGGGGUCAUUUGUUCAAAGUUUCAAGUUCAUAACUGUUGCGGUUGAGAAACGUGCCAUAGUUACACUCAAACGGCAAAUUUACGCCAUUUGACCUCUGCGACCUUAAAAAGUAGGUCAAAUCCGAAAACCGUGCCACAUCUGAGGUAACCUUGCUAGGGGUCCCUGCCAUAAAAAUUUCAUUAAAAACAAUUUGCUAAUAAGCAGGCUAUUGCACUUCUUACUUUUUCUGUUUUGGCCCCCUGGUGGCAAAGUCAAUAAUCAGAUCAGGCUGAAAUUCAGCACCAGAGGUUAUCUGAUAUAGGGGGUUAUAUGUACCAAGUUUCAAGCUCAUAGCUUUGGUGGUUGAGAAACGUGCCAUAGUUACACUCAAACAGCCAAUUCACGCCAUUUGACCUCUGCGACCUUGAAAAGUAGAUCAAAUUAAAAACCCGUAAGAUAUAUGAUGUAUCCUUGCUAUGAGUACCUACCACAAAAGUUUUAUCGAAAACAAGUCACUAAUAAGCGAGAUAUCACACUUUUUAGAUAUCCACAUUUGGCCCCCUGGUGGCCAAGUAGAGAAUCAGAUCGGACAGAAAUUUAGUGUCACGGGUCAUCUGACCUAGGGGGUCAUGUGUACAAAGUUUUAAGUUCAUAGGCCUUGCGGUUAAAAAACGUGCCACUGUUUUUAGCUCACCUCUUAGCAGAGGUGAGCUUAUCCCAUACCGUGGCGUCCGUCGUCCGUCGUCGUCGUCGUCGUCGUCCGUCGUCCGUUAGCAGGGCACGUUUCGUAACUGUUAGAGCUAUUGAGUUGAAACUUGGUACACAUGUACCCUUAUGUAAUGACACCUUGGAGACCAAGUUUCGGUCCGAUUCGUUUCAUGGUUUGGCCACCAGGGGGCCAAACGUUAAAAGUGAAAAUAUGCAAUAUCUCCCUUAAUAGUAGUCGGGAAAUUUUGAAAAAAAUAUGGUAGGUACUUCUAGCAAAGGUGCAUCAUAUAUCCUCCGGGUUUUUGAUUUGACCUCCUUUUCAAGGUCACAGAGGUCAAAUGGUGUAAAUUGGCCGUUAGGAUGCAACGAUGGCACGUUUCUAAACUGCAAUGACUAUUGAUACCAAAUUUGGUACACAUUUACCCCUUAGUCAGGUGAUCUCAGGGACCGAAGUUUGGUCCAAUAUGAUUCACCACUUGACCACCAGGGGGCAAAAUCCAAAAACCUUAAAAAUGUGAUUAUUCCUUAACUUCUUGCCCGAUUGCCACCAAUUUGAUAUCAUGGGUACA